This is a messenger RNA of Stomoxys calcitrans (stable fly), 856 nucleotides long. RefSeq lists its product as uncharacterized. The transcript has 2 exons. Gene Ontology annotation, molecular function: nucleic acid binding; zinc ion binding. Lineage: Eukaryota; Metazoa; Arthropoda; Insecta; Diptera; Muscidae. The record is from RefSeq and is a predicted model, not a curated record. Bases 38 to 793 code for a protein of 251 amino acids.
UACAUCAAAAGACCAAUUGUUUAAAAUAUGUUCAGACAUGUUUUCUUUUGGAUGGCAAGAUAAUCAAGAUGCUUCGACACAUAUUGCGAAACUAAGAGGUUUAUGGGAUGAAUUAAAUGCUGGAUUGAGAUCUAAAGGAGAAAAUAUAUUGCCAGAUAUGCUCUUGGUAUGCAAAAUCCUUCAUAUUCUUCCACCGUCUUAUGAAAUGUUCCGCUCUAGCUGGAUGAUGAUGACAAGAGAUAUAGACAAAUCCAUAGAUGAGCUAAUUUUACAAAUUUGUCUCUAUGAAAGAAAUUUUAGGAAAGAUUUCGAAGAUUCAGGUAGCAAUCAAGAAGCUUUAAUGGUAAAAGCAAAGAAAAAUUUAAAGCAAAAAAAUGUUAAACAUUCCUCAAAGAAGGAAGACGUUUGUCAUUACUGCAAAAAGAAGGGGCAUUGGCUAAAAGAAUGCAGAAAAUGGAUUGAAGAUGGUAAACCAUCAAAGAAGUCGUUAGCGUCGUCGCCGUCUACAAAUAUUAAUGUUGCAUUAAAUAUUGAAAGUGAUACAGAUUGCACAUUUAAUUCCAGUGAAAUUUGGUGGAUUGACAAUGGAGCUACGAAACACGUAACAAAUUCAUAUGAGAUGUUUUCAGACUUCAACAAUUUCAAUGAGCCCCAAAUUAUAAAAGCAGCUGGAAAGGAAUCAAUAAAGGCUUAUGGUAAAGGAACUAUCGAAAUAAUUUCAUUUGUCAAAGGCAUGAAAUUAAAAAUGAAACUCGAGGAUGUUUGUGAAGGAGUGUUGGUUGUCAGUGAAUAACCAAGUGGUACUGCAUGGAAGUCGUUCAAGGAAUGGAAGCCUUUAUAAAGCAUCAAUACGACC